AUGUACUGCAUUGCCAUCAAGAGUGAUGCGACAGGACGACCAGCCGUCAGUAGCGUCAACUGUGCAGCUGCUGUUGGCAGGGUGAAUAUCAAGUUCCACGUCGUAGCCAAGGUGGACAAGUACGCAGAGAUCGAAUACUCCAUGGUGUCGUCGCCCAUCAUUUCUAACUCUUAUAUUGAUCUGAGCAUGAAGGGUGAAUUUUACAACAUUGGUAAGCACCAGGAGCCUCCGUUCUCCCCCAAAGCCUUUUCCCUGCCGCCACAGAUCAACAGCAUGUUGUACAUCGGCAUGUCUGCCUUCACUGCCAACUCUGCAGCUUUUGUCUACAACAAAGCAGGAGCCCUGAGCCUGUAUAUCACUGAUGACAUGAUCCCAAAAGGUUCUCCUUUCCGACUCAACACCAGAACAUUUGGAAUCUUCAUUCCUCAGAUUGCUCAGAAAUUUCCAGGCCUGAUGAUGAAACUGUUGGUGAAGACAGUGAAAAAUCCCAUAGUCACUUUUGAACCCAACAAUGCGACGAUUCAGGCCACGGCCACAGUGACGGCUUACGCCAUCCAACCCAACUCCACACUUUCCCCACUUUUUGUUCUUAACUUGGACACCAGCGUCAGUGCCAAUGUGUUUGUUAGUGGAAUGAGGCUGGCCGCAUCCGUCACCCUCAAUAAGAUGGAUCUGACCCUGGGUACAAGUUCUGUAGGACAGUUUCAGGUCAGAUCUCUGGACAAAAUCCUCCAAGUGCUCCUUGAAGUCAUAGUGAUACCCCAACUGAAUGCUCAACUUAGUAAAGGCUACCCUCUUCCUGCAAUUGGAAAGAUGAAGCUUGUGAACGCCCAACUUCAAGUGCUAAAGGACUACGUGCUGAUCGGGACAGAUGUUCAGUUCACUGGUUGAACUGUAUUCCUGAGGGCUGGUGGACGUCGGACAAAUUUUGAAAGAAACAACUAAAUCCUUCUCCUACAAGAAUGAUAAUUGCACAACUCCAGCUUUGGAGAUCACAUUUGAUUUCUCAAUUUUGUUUUUGCCCCGAUAUUCUUUUCAUCACAUAAAAUGUGGAUCUCUGAUGCCCUCCAUCACAGUUACUGCAGUCUUGUCAUAAAAUUUUUUCAAGAUGCUGUUUGCUGCUGUCACCACAAUAAUCUCUUCUGAAAGAACAAGCGCCUUACAAACCAUUUCAGUGCACUUUCUGCUGCUGAUUUUAGGUAAAUUCUCCACAGUUGCCAACAUUGUGACACACAGAGUGAUUCAGACAAAGUGCUGACAUUUUUAUUGCAGUCUGGAGGAUCCCAUGAAAACUCCAGUGUCAAACAAACAUCGCUGCUUAAGACAAAACACAGCUGUGAGUAAUUUGUGUUAGUCUCUCUUUGAUUGUUCAUUAAACCCAUAAAAAAAUCAUCUGUGUAUCAAAAUGACAUCUUUGGAAGUUUAUUUCAUGAAAAAUAAAUCCUUCCUGCUUUAAAAUGA
Messenger RNA from Acanthochromis polyacanthus (spiny chromis), 1461 nucleotides. RefSeq names its product bactericidal permeability-increasing protein-like. Gene Ontology annotation, molecular function: lipid binding. The coding region runs from base 1 to 891 and encodes 296 amino acids. The record is from RefSeq and is a predicted model, not a curated record. The transcript is spliced from 11 exons. Lineage: Eukaryota; Metazoa; Chordata; Actinopteri; Pomacentridae.